Molecule: messenger RNA, 2505 nt
Organism: Sorex fumeus (smoky shrew)
Lineage: Eukaryota; Metazoa; Chordata; Mammalia; Eulipotyphla; Soricidae
Gene: DYRK1B
Product: dual specificity tyrosine phosphorylation regulated kinase 1B
Exons: 11
Coding region: 255-2144 (629 amino acids)
Biological process (GO): peptidyl-threonine phosphorylation; peptidyl-serine phosphorylation; protein autophosphorylation
Cellular component (GO): nucleus
Molecular function (GO): protein serine/threonine/tyrosine kinase activity; protein serine/threonine kinase activity; ATP binding
Source: RefSeq, a predicted model, not a curated record
GGGGGGGCCGGUUUGUUGUGGUCGCCAUUUUGCUGGUUGCAUUACUGGGUAAUCGGGCCCUGGCUCGUCGCGUCCGUCGGAUCCCCUCAGCCAGCGGGCAGGUCUGAGCUCGGGCUUCCCGAGCGGCUGGAGUCCCCUCGCCCGCGCCCUCAGGUCUCAGCGGCGGUGGCAGCCGAGGUGCAGGAUGCGAGAAGGCGCCCCCCGGCCGGGCUCCCGCUCCAGGCCUCGCUCCCCUGCGGCCCUCUGAGCCCACCAUGGCCGUUCCUCAGGGCCAUGGUCCCUUCUCUGGCUUCCCCGGGCCCCAGGAGCAUACACAGGUAUUGCCCGAUGUACGGCUACUGCCACGGAGGCUGCCCCUGGCAUUCCGGGAUGCGACGUCAGCCCCGCUGCGCAAGCUCUCUGUGGACCUCAUCAAGACCUACAAGCACAUCAAUGAGGUUUACUAUGCGAAGAAGAAGCGGCGGGCCCAGCAGGCCCCACCUCAGGACUCGAGCACCAAGAAGGAAAAGAAGGUCCUGAACCACGGUUAUGACGACGACAACCACGACUACAUUGUGCGCAGUGGCGAGCGCUGGUUGGAGCGCUACGAGAUCGACUCGCUCAUCGGCAAAGGCUCCUUUGGCCAGGUGGUAAAAGCCUACGAUCAUCAGAGCCAGGAGCUGGUGGCCAUCAAGAUCAUCAAGAACAAAAAGGCCUUCCUGAACCAGGCCCAGAUUGAGCUGCGACUGCUGGAGCUGAUGAACCAGCACGACACGGAGAUGAAGUACUACAUAGUGCACCUGAAGCGGCACUUCAUGUUCCGGAACCACCUGUGCCUGGUGUUCGAGCUGCUCUCCUACAACCUGUACGACCUCCUGCGCAACACGCACUUCCGUGGCGUCUCGCUGAACCUGACUCGGAAGCUGGCCCAGCAGCUCUGCACGGCGCUGCUCUUCCUGGCCACACCCGAGCUCAGCAUCAUCCACUGCGACCUCAAGCCCGAGAACAUCCUGCUCUGCAACCCCAAGCGCAGUGCCAUCAAGAUCGUGGACUUUGGCAGCUCCUGCCAGCUUGGCCAACGGAUCUAUCAGUACAUCCAGAGCCGUUUCUACCGUUCUCCCGAGGUGCUCCUGGGCACGCCCUAUGACCUGGCCAUCGACAUGUGGUCCCUGGGCUGCAUCCUUGUGGAGAUGCACACCGGGGAGCCCCUCUUCAGUGGCUCCAAUGAGGUGGACCAGAUGAACCGGAUUGUGGAGGUGCUGGGCAUCCCGCCAGCCCCCAUGCUGGACCAGGCCCCCAAGGCUCGCAAGUACUUUGAACGGCUGCCUGGGGGUGGCUGGACCCUACGAAGGACAAAGGAACUCAGGAAGGAUUACCAGGGCCCCGGGACACGGCGGCUGCAGGAGGUGCUGGGCGUGCAGACGGGCGGGCCCGGGGGCCGGCGGGCGGGGGAGCCGGGCCACAGCCCCGCCGACUACCUCCGCUUCCAGGACCUGGUGCUGCGCAUGCUGGAGUAUGAGCCCGCCGCCCGCAUCAGCCCGCUGGGGGCCCUGCAGCACGGCUUCUUCCGCCGCACUGCCGACGAGGCCACCAACACGGGCCCGGCAGGCAGCAGUGCCUCCACCUCGCCCGCACCCCUCGACACCUGCCCCUCCUCCAGCACCGCCAGCUCCAUCUCCAGCUCUGGAGGCUCCAGUGGCUCCUCCAAUGACAACCGGGCCUACCGGUACAGCAACCGAUAUUGUGGGGGCCCCGGGCCCCCCAUCACUGACUGUGAGAUGAACAGCCCCCAGGUCCCACUUUCCCAGCCGCUGCGCCCCUGGGCGGGGGGUGAUGUGCCCCACAAGCCACAUCAGGCCUGUGCCUCCGCUGUGUCACUUCCAGGGCCGGGGGCCCAGUUACUCCCCCAACCCCACUGCCUUGGCCGACCCCCAUCACCAACCUCACCGCCACCCCCGGAGCUGAUGGAUGUGAGCCUGGCGGGCGGCCCUCCGGACUGCUCCCCACCUCACCCAGCACCUGCCCCCCAGCACCCGGCUGCCUCAGCCCUCCGGACUCGGGUGACAGGAGGUCGUCCACCCCUCCCACCCCCCGACGACCCUGCCGCUCUGGGACCUCGCUUGGGCCUCCGUGGUGUGCCCCAGAGCACAGCAGCCAGCUCAUGACCCCGCCCUCUCCCUGGGGCCCCUCCUGAAGCCAUACCCCCUCCUCCCAUCUGGGGGCCCUGGGCUCCCAUCCUCAUCUCUCCCCUUGACUGGAAUUGCUGCUACCCAGCUGGGGUGGGUGAGGCCUGCACUGACCGGGGCCUAGGGCAGGGGGUGGAGGAGAGGGGUUCAGGCGUACCCUCCCCACUAAGGACUGGACCCUUGGCCCCCCCUUGUUUUCUAUUUAUUGUACCAAAGACAGUGGUGGUCCGGUGUUGGGGAGUCCCCUCUCACCCCAGGGCCCUAGGAGGGGGUGGGGGCAGGUAGGGGGAGAUGGCCUUGCUCCUCCUUGCUGUACCCCCCAGUAAAGAGCUUUCUCACA